Trichoplax adhaerens is the source of this 2739-nucleotide messenger RNA. RefSeq lists its product as uncharacterized. Gene Ontology annotation, molecular function: metalloendopeptidase activity. Gene Ontology annotation, cellular component: plasma membrane. The record is from RefSeq and is a predicted model, not a curated record. Gene Ontology annotation, biological process: membrane protein ectodomain proteolysis; Notch signaling pathway. The coding region runs from base 1 to 2739 and encodes 912 amino acids. Lineage: Eukaryota; Metazoa; Placozoa; Uniplacotomia; Trichoplacea; Trichoplacidae. The transcript is spliced from 5 exons.
AUGGAAAUCAAUUUUCAUUUGGAAAGAUUGCAAAAAUCAUUAGAUGGCGAUAUCGUACAAAUGGUGUCCGACGAUCGGAAAACACGUUUCAUGAAGUCAGGAAGAUCGAAAAGAUCAGCUGUGAGUAGACAUGGUCCCGAUAAUAAUCGCAAUAGUCGACGAUGUGGCAUUUUUAUACACGCGGAUCAAACCUUUGUCCGUGCAUUACAAUUAUUCCACAUUACAAAAGUUCGCCAAUACAUUUAUGAUACCAUUAAAAUGGUCAAUCGUGUAUUUUCUGUAAUAGAUUUUAAUCAAGAUCAAAAAAGUGAUAAUUUUACAUUUUAUAUUGAUCGAUUAACUAUUGGCGAAUUUCAACAAGAAAGUCCGUCAUUUGAUAACGCUUACCAUCAUUUAGAAAGAAUUUCAUUGCAUAAUCACAGUGAAUAUUGCUUAGCAUAUUAUUUAACUAAUAAUGAUCGCUAUAGUGUAAACGGAUUGUCUUGGAUUGGUACAACAAACAAAAAUACAGGUUUAUGCUCUACUUUUGAUUAUCAUCAUCAUAGCUAUGAUCAUCGAAAAUCGAUGAAUACAGCUCUCAUUAACUUCAAUAUCCAUGACCAUAAAUUAUUUCCGUAUGUUAUGAUACAUGAAUUAGCUCAUAGCCUUGGCGCUGUACACGAUUCAGAAACUCGUUGUAAACGAUAUGCUACCAAUAUACCCUUUUUUAUGUCUGGAAUUGUUAUCAAUGCGACAGAAUUAGAUCAAAUGCAAUUUUCUAUCUGCAGCGUACAAGCCAUGGCUAAAGUGAUCCGUUCGCGUUCAAUGGAAUGUUUUAAAGUAAAUGCGCAAACCACUACCUCAAAGUCAACUUGUGGUAAUAAAAUUGUUGAACCAUACGAACAAUGUGAUUGUGGAACAAUUGGAGAAUGUCAGGAUUAUUGCUGUAACCCAUCGACAUGUCAAUUAGCUCAGCAUGCUGUUUGUAGUCCAUCUCAAGGGCCUUGCUGCAAUGAUGCAACCUGUCACUAUUUUACCAUUCGUGAACAUCACCUUUGUCAAAACGAAACACAAUGUGCUGUAAAAUCUUACUGCGAUGGCCACCUUGUUGGAUCAGCUUGCCCCAAAGCCAAACUUAAAGAUGAUUAUACAGUUUGUGAUGAUCAUAAAUCAUGCAUUGCAGGUACAUGUCAACGAUCUAUUUGUUCAAUAUCUGGAUUAAGUGCAUGUUCUUGCCCCAAUAAUAAUUAUGCAAGAAAUAAUAGCAAAGAUGCUAAGGAUAGUAGCUCAUCAUCUUCCUGCUUGAUCUGCUGUCAAUCAGUUAAUGAUAAGCAUUGUGCUCCGUUGGAUGAAUUAGUUAAAGGAGAAGCUAGUUUGGUAAAUAAUAUCUGCAGGAUAAAGGCUAUACAAUAUGUAGGAGAGCUAGAAAGGAAAGAGGAAGAUAUUUUAAAAAGUAUCAUGAAUAGUUUACUAGCAAUCUUGGGUGCUAGUUUACUUGGCUUUAUUAUUUCUAAUUUAGGUAUAAUUCAGACACUUGGGUUAAUAUUACUUUCAUCCAUAGCAAUCCGAUCAUCUCUGAUUGGUUUUAUCAUAACUCCGUGCUAUACCAAAAUAGCAUUCUGUUGUUGCUCCAAUCAGCAACGACGAAUGCAAGAAAGUUUCUACGGCAAGAAAGUUUCUCGGUGUACAGAUUCCAUCGACUCUUACAUUUUGAGUCAGAGAGGUCAACGUCGUUCUUCAAGAGCUUCAUCAAUUAGCAGUACUAAACGUCAAGGUUCCAUUUGUGGAAAGAUCUUUCCUGAAUGUGAAAAUUCGAAAAUAACUUCACCAAUAGCUAGAGAUAGAUCUUUUGUAUUUAAUGAAGCAAGUAAAAACGUAGAUGCUACAUUUAUUCCGGAGUAUCGAAAGGGAUCUGUAACUAAUCGUAAGCCAGAUAGAUAUAUAAAUUCGCCGGUAACCACUACUUCACGAUCAAUCAAUACGGACACAGCGGGAUUAACGAAUUUGUCAAGGUCUCGAUCAUUGUGCAGUAAAUUGCCGCCGUCUAUACCGAACCGACAGACUAAUCUACAGGUGUCUAAGAAUAAUAAAGGUAUAGUGCAACGUACGAAUUUGCAAAAAUCACUAUCGUUGGGUGAUGGACUGAAAUCAAGGAAUUUAACGAAUUUGUCAAGGUCGCGAUCAUUGUGCAGUAAAUUGCCGCCACCUAUACCGAACCGACAGACUAAUCUACAGGUAUCCAAGAAUAAUAAAGGUAUAGUGCAACGUACGAAUUUGCAAAAAUCACUAUCGUUGGGUGAUGGACUGAAAUCAAAGAAUUUAACGAAUUUGUCAAGGUCUCGAUCAUUGUGCGGUAAAUUGCCGCCAGCUAUACCGAACCGACAGACUAAUCUACAGGUAUCCAAGAAUAAUAAAGGUAUGGUGCGACAUACGAAUUUGCAAAGACCACUAUCAUUGAGUGAUGGACUGAAAUCAAGGGAUUUGCCUAGGCCGCAAUCAUUACGUGCUAUGCCAUCAUCGCCGCCUCUUCAGAGUCGACAAAAAAAUUUAAUUGGAUCAACAAAUUUAUCAAGAUCGCGGUCAUUAUAUAGUAGUCCACCCGCUAUACCAGAGAGACCGAAAAGUUCAAUCAUGCAAGCGUCCUGCAUUAAUUUAGCGGUAGGUAGACGACCACCGCCAACAAAACCACCUCCACCACUACCGAUAAAUCGAAUAAAUAGUUGUAAAAGUAAAACGAGAUCAGCUUUGCAUAAUUCAUAA